GUUGGCGCCAAAAAAAAGUCGGACGCAAACAGACGAUGAUGAGCGCGAUGCAGGAGACGCGGUCGGGGAAGCGGGAAGGGUGUGUGAGCAAAGAGGCAUGGCACAUGGCCAUGGCCAUCCUGGCCAGUAAACGCUCAAAGGACCCAGUCACCCAGGUGGGCUGCGUGAUUGUGGAUCCGAAAGGAAUCGUGGUGUCCAUGGGCUACAAUGGCUUUCCCAUCGGCUGCUCUGACGAGGAGCUUCCUUGGGAUAAGCACGCAGACAAUCCAUUGGAGACCAAAUUCCCAUACGUGUGCCAUGCGGAGAUGAAUGCCAUUCUCAACACCAACGACCAGGAUGUGAGCGGAUGCAUCCUCUACGCCACCCUGUUCCCCUGCAACGAAUGCGCCAAGAUGAUCAUUCAGGCUGGUAUCAAGGAGGUUGUGUACCUGUGUAACAAGUCAAAGGACAAACCACUUGUCGUCGCCUCACGCACUCUCUUUGACAUGGCAGGCGUGACGUAUCGUGCGUUUGACAUGGAAGAGGCCGGCAGCAGGACCAUCAAGAUCAACUUUCGGCAGGUACCGCCGCCGUUUCACAGAUCGCCACAACAAGACCGUGCUUGCAAGCAAACGACCGACGCAUCCGCAGCGAAGAAAUCCGAGCGAGAAGAGAACGAAGAGGAAGCGCAGCAGCGAGCUGGCGACCACACCAGUGCUGAUACGGAGGGCACAACUCACGCCAUGAAGCACCUGUCCCUGCACGCGUGACAUGACAGCUUGUGUGUGUGUGUUUGUAUGUGUGUCUCUGUGUGUGUGCGUGCGAGUGUGUGCGU
Salpingoeca rosetta is the source of this 814-nucleotide messenger RNA. Its product is annotated as deoxycytidylate deaminase. Bases 36 to 749 code for a protein of 237 amino acids. Gene Ontology annotation, molecular function: zinc ion binding; dCMP deaminase activity. NCBI's taxonomy places the organism in Eukaryota, Choanoflagellata, Craspedida, Salpingoecidae. The transcript has 6 exons. Gene Ontology annotation, cellular component: cytoplasm. The record is from RefSeq and is a predicted model, not a curated record. Gene Ontology annotation, biological process: dTMP biosynthetic process; dUMP biosynthetic process.